GAGCGACUGAACGAGGCUGCUUCACUGAGGUCCAUCAUGGGGGAGUGGUCCUUCCUGUCGGAUCUGCUCGAUAAGGUCCAGUCCCACUCCACGGUGGUUGGGAAGGUCUGGAUGAGCGUUUUGUUUCUCUUCAGGAUCUUCAUCCUGGCUGCUGGUGUGGAUACGAUUUGGGGAGACGAACAGUCCAACAUGUACUGUAACACCAAGACUCCCGGCUGUAAAAACAUGUGCUACGAUCAGUCCUUCCCUCUGUCUCACACUCGGUUCUGGGUGCUUCAGAUCCUGGUUGUGUCCACACCGACGCUGGUCUAUCUGGGCCACGUUCUGCUGGUGAUCCGCAGAGAGAACAAGCUGAGGAGACGCCUGGAGCAGAAACGAGGGAAGAAUGGCAUGAUCAUAACUCCAAAGUAUUCGGACGAACGCGGCAAAGUGCAGCUGAAGGGCAUCCUCCUGCUCAGCUACAUAAUCCAGCUGGUGUCCAAGGUUCUGUUCGAAGUGGCCUUCAUCGUGGGCCAGUACUUCCUGUAUGGCUUCAUCUUCAUGCCCAAUAAGAUCUCAUGUUCCGAGUACCCCUGUCGCACUCCAGUGGACUGCUUCAUCACCCGACCCACUGAAAAAACCAUCUUCAUCGUCUUUAUGCUCUCCAUGGCUGUGCUCUCUGUGGUCCUCAACGUGGUGGAGAUGUUCCACCUGAUAGUGUCCAAGACGCAGGAGAGGAAGAGGAGGAGCAGCGGCUGUCCUCCUCCAGAGAUCUACAGUCUGAAGAGCCUCAGUCCGUCUGAGGCCGUCCCAGCCUGCUGAAGGUUUCCUCCUGCCAGGAUCCAUCAUGCAGCGCUUCCCUUUCACCGUCUAUGUGAGCAGCCCUGCAAUGCAUUCUGGGAGUCUCACUGUGUCCUCAGCGCCCCCCCCAUCAGUCCAGUUUGAUUCCAGGAGCAGACAGAACGCAGGUCACGUGUUCGUCCAAUCAGGUGCAGCAGGAGGGCGGAGCCUGUCGGAGAACACCUGUGGUUCCGCCUGGUUCUGCUUUGGUAACAUUUUAGGUUAUUUUAAGUCCAAAAGUCAAAAGUAAGAAUUGAGGUAGGAGUAGGAGAAUGUUUUCUUGGUGACAUCAUUGUUAGACCACCACACCCUGAUGUUCUCAGAAUGUUUCCUGAAUGUUUCAUCUAAUUGUCUUUCCUUUGUUAUCAUGUAACAUUGUGGAGCAUUGUGGCAACGUUAAAGGAACGUUUUCUAAUCUGGGCUCACAACAACAUCCCCAAAACUGUUCCACCUUUGCUGAUGUGUUUUAAACAUUACAGUAAAACUUCACAACAUAACUACAACUUGUCUGUAACGUUGGCCAACGUUGUGGGAACGUUCCCUGUCAGUUGGUUCAGCCUGAACCAGUUCUCACAGUGACUCCCAGUGUUCAUUGGACAUCAUCAGCAGGAUGCAUAAAGUGUGAAAACGGUGUGAAGCUGCUCAGGUUUCCCUCUUUACAAAUAACAGUUAGCUGCUUUAAACCUGUUCAAUCCUCCACUUGUUUAGCUUCAGACUGCUCACAGUGUGUCCAUGUGAAUGUUCUGCCUGCAUCCGUUUCAUUUGUGGAUAAUGUCUGACUGUUAAUGGAAUAAAACUCUGAGAUGAA
This is a messenger RNA of Stegastes partitus (bicolor damselfish), 1627 nucleotides long. Its product is annotated as gap junction Cx32.2 protein-like. Gene Ontology annotation, molecular function: gap junction channel activity. NCBI's taxonomy places the organism in Eukaryota, Metazoa, Chordata, Actinopteri, Pomacentridae. Bases 37 to 801 code for a protein of 254 amino acids. Gene Ontology annotation, cellular component: connexin complex. Gene Ontology annotation, biological process: cell-cell signaling. The transcript is spliced from 2 exons. The record is from RefSeq and is a predicted model, not a curated record.